UUACCCAUAAUGCCUCUCGACAAACCCAGCCCCCAACCCCAUAGCCCCCUCCCAACGAGAGAGAGACUCAAAUCACAGGCGGGAGAAGAGAAGACGGAGGAGGAGGCAGUUAGUUACUUAGCGGAGUUUUUACGUUUUAUAGAUUAAAAGAAACAACAACGUUUAAUAUAGUUUUAAGUCGCCGAUUAAUUUCCGAAUGAGUUAAUAAACGUUAGAUAUUUGGGUCGAAGAGGAGGCAAACUAACGGUUAUUAACCGACAUUAACGGUAGCAACCGUUGCCAGGCAGAGACGGGAAGUGAUUCAACAGGUCGGUGUUUUAAACCUUACUUUACUCUUUAAACUGUGUAAGUUAACUUUGUGCUUUAACAAAGUUUCUCGUUUUAGUCUUGUUAAACAGGAUAAGUGAGUUAAUUUACACUGUGUGUUAUUAUUUAAUGGCUUCGGUCGACAUGGUCUCUGUUUCCCUCCUAAGUUAGUUACGUUCCAACCCCCACAGAUGACUCACUAGUCACUACUUCACGCUACUCACGUGUAACGAUGAUCAUGAAAGGGCAGAAACGUAAACACCCACCAGAGGACGUGGAGACGGACCUGAGCAACCCCACCUGGGAGAUCCAACGCCAGUUUGUGUUCUCUGUUUCCCUGAACAAGUACCAACGUGGCCAGGAGCUGCCUGAACCCAGCCUGCGGCGCUCUGUCCUGAUCGCCAACACGCUGCGGCAGGUCAGCAUGGAGGCCUGUAGGUUCCCCUCUGUAGACAUGGAGGUGUCCCAACCUGGUAGCUCUUCCUCUUCAGCACAACAUCACUCUGCAGUGACGUUUGCUAACAGCCACUCAGCUCUUCUCAGUGACCCUCUGGUUUCUUCAAAUCCCUUUUUAAAUUGUGCCACAGGUAGGUCUGCUGCAAACUGCCACUUAAAUGCAUCAGAUGUCCCUUUGACUUUGGUAAAAGAUGAAGAUGAGGACUGGGGGUCGUUGUCCACGGAUUCUGAUUUCUCCAUUUCAGCUGCCAUCUCCUCCAUCCUCACUGCACUGGACUCUACCAUCGACGGGAGCCCACAGGCAGCUCCACGAACCCCCCUCAGGUCCUUGGAGAACCUGUCCGGGCCUUCCGAUGGAGGCGCGGCUUGGCUGAAACAGGGAGUCAGAGGUUACGGGGGCGGCUGGGAGCAGCAGGAGGAGUGGAGGGCGAGGGAGAGCAGCAUGGAGGUGAUGAGGUCCAGCUACCUCAGUGAGCUCACCGUGGAGGAUCUGUUCCAGGACAUAGACACGUCCCUGCUGGAGAAGGACAUGGGAGUGCUCGGGCUCCGAGGCAGUGGAGACGGAUACCCGACCGGGGAUGACCUCCUACGGUAUCUGCCUCCUUUAUCCUCCCCCUCCUCGCUCCCCUUCUCCUUCUCUCUCAACCAGAAUCUAAAGUGCCUGCCUUCGUUCUCCUCGUUCAGCCCGUUAUCGUCUUCCACAUCAUCUUCAUCUUCUCUUCCUUCGCCACCCUUCUCUAGUCAGAAUCAUGUGAGAGAAGGACUCGAGCUGGAGCAUCUGAUGGAGAUCCUUGUGGAGUCCUGAUUUGCUCACCAUCACACUGUAAACAAGUCACCUGAACACCAUUCACUUAUUUUCAAAAAAACUCCUCAUGGUGGCAAAGAGCUGGAUUUUAAAACACAUUAAAUAUUCACGUUGUUGCUUUUAUAUAUUCUUUAAGAAGUGGUAUAUUAUGGGCUUUAGAAAGUAGUAAGAAUGCUCUAGAAAUGUAGAAAUGGUUGAUCUUGCAGACAGGAAAUGGUGCAUAUGAGGUGAUGCAUUCAGCAGCUUUUUGUGCAACAUAAAGGGUUUGUGAUUUCUGGCAAACCAGACAGUGAGUCAGUGUCUAAUUAACCUCUGAAAAUAAUUUUACUACAGUUUCUAGUGUGACUCAGCUAAUUGGAAAGAGGCACAGAGGUAUCUAAUUAUAAAACAGGAUUUACUCCGCAAAUGAAAAGUUGUCAGAUAAUCUCUUUGCACUUCAGCAGUGCAGUUAUAAAAAUUGUCAAAUGCAUCACAGCAUCAAGUAUCCUGAAGUAAGAAGAAAAGCAGCAGCCAGGUGGACUAAAUGUUGAGUGUAAAAUGUUAAUGUGAGGUCUGAGAGAAAGUGAUUGGGCUGGUUGUUUGAAGGACAAUGGUGGAAACACGAGUAUUAUAGGUCAAACUUCUGUGAAGAAAUCCUUUAAGCUCAUAUUUAUCAAUGAGUUAUAACAGCGGCAUGCAGGAAAAUGUGUUUUAGUCAGAAGAAUUCAUUAGAAAUGGUAUUUUGUUAUAGAGCUGCAAUGAUUACUUAAAGUAAGAUUAUUAAAGUUAUCAAGUAUUUUUGAUAAUCGAUUAAUCUGUAAAGUGCAUUUUUCAUGAAAAGUGUCAGAAUAUCUUUGGGUUAUGAACUGAUUUAACAUUUAAUGACAUCAGCUUGAAGUUUGAGAAACUGGAAUAUUGUUCACUAUUUUUUACUGAACAAUUUAUCGAGAAAAUAAUCUGCAGAUUGGACAAAAAUGAAAAUGAUUGUUUGUCACAGCCCCAUUUCUUUAAGUUACAAAAUAAUGAGACAUUUGAAGUGUAUUUGUUGACGGUUAUUGUUAACUGGGUGAUCCUUCAGUUUAUCAUCCGUUAUAUUUCAGUAAGUGGUAGUUGGAGGUUCAGUUACAACACACGACUGUUCUGUAACGGCUAUAUGCACAAUCCAGCUCAGAAAGACUAUUUAUUGUCUUUUAAUAGAUGCUUUUAUUCAAAGAGCCUUUUCAGUACUGUGAUUGUGUGCAACACGUCCUCAGGUUUGAAUGUCACUGUAAAGUCACAAAACCACUACACAACAGCUUCUGUUGUACAGAUGUAAUAUUAAUAUUGAUAUUAACCAACCUGGUGGGUGUUUAGUAUGGGCUGAAAUUCGUGCCACCUGAAACUGAAUUUGAAUUAUUGAUAAAUCUAGAAAUAAGCAUGUUGAACACUUAAAAUAAGAAAUUAACUCUUAAAACAAGAUAAAUUAUCUAACACUUCUAAAUCUAAAGUUUUUAUAUCUUGGUAAGAAACAUAAUUGUCAGGUCACUCUGCUCGGGCCAGUUCAUCGCUGCUUGCAGCUUUAAUUUAUCUUGUUUUAAGAGUUAAUUUGUUAUUCUUUAUAAGUAUUCAACAAUCAAUGUUUAACAAUCUUAAUUUAAGAAAUCUUGUUAAGUGAAAUUGUCUGUCCAGAUUAUCUGUCUGCAGUGCAGAUGUUCGUCCCAGAAAAUUUAAAUUGAAUUUUGCAAACUGAAUUUGAAUUGUGAGAACUGAAUGUUUAGUUCCAAACUAAUAAAUUCAGAUUCAGUUUUUAAUGCAGUUAUUCAAGCUAAGCAAUUCAAAUUCAAAUAUAAAUAAUUCAAAUUCAGUUUCUGGUGGCUCAUAUUUCAGCCCAGAGUUUAGCCUCGUGCUGUGAGCCACAUUGGCUGAUGGAGUCUAGUUGGUGCUAACUUAACCCACCAGUAGAACCAGUCAGGUCCUGCUGGUCUUAGUGGGUUCACAUGUUCGCUCUGGUUUACAUCUGAAUUAUUGCACUUUUGUUAAUAUGCAUUUCUAAAUCAUAUGAGCAUGUGAUGUGUGUUUCUCUGUAUUUAUUAAAGCAGUGGGAGCAUUACAGGUUAAAUUUGGCCAAAUUUUGAACCCAUAAAGUGGAGUCCUAUGAAAUGUUCUGGUUGUUUUAACUGUAAUUUAACCAGCUGUAUAUGUUGAAACGUGUGAUGGGGAAGAGUGUAAAUUGUUUUUAAGGAAGCACACGGUGCCUGUUUUCAGGUUUUUGUACUUUUUUUUCUGUUUGUGGAUCAGAGUUGCUUUCUAUGCAAAGGACUGCAGUCUCAAACUAUAAAUGUCAUAUUUUGUUAGCAAGAUAAAUCAUUUAAUGUCACACCAUAUUUGGUAAUUUUCUAAUGGUAUAUUAAUGUACCACCAUGGCAGUUAUUUUAUUUUUUAUUUUCUACAAAUAUUUUAAUUAUGUUUUAAAAUUGAGGGCAGAAUGCCCAGACACUAUGUAUUUAGAAGGCAAAUGUCUUUAUCUAUACUUACCUUUUUAAUAAAAUGUAAAAAUGAAA
Messenger RNA from Centropristis striata (black sea bass), 4086 nucleotides. RefSeq names its product SERTA domain containing 3 (gene sertad3). The record is from RefSeq and is a predicted model, not a curated record. Bases 539 to 1567 code for a protein of 342 amino acids. Gene Ontology annotation, cellular component: nucleus. Lineage: Eukaryota; Metazoa; Chordata; Actinopteri; Perciformes; Serranidae. Gene Ontology annotation, molecular function: transcription regulator activity. The transcript is spliced from 2 exons.